UAUAGUUUUUCAUAUUUUCCUUUCUUUACUUUGUUAUAAGAUAUGAAACCCUAUUUUUGUACAUAAACAUAUAAUAUUUUCCAAAGUUCAUAGGUUUGAUUUUUUUUUUUUUUAAUAGUAGCUUCAGCCUUGCUUAUUGCUUUGAUCAUCUCAAAAAAUAAAAAAAUAUAUAUAUAUAUUUAGGAGAAUUAAAAUAAAUAGAUAAUAAGUCUUGUUUCAAAAUAGAGAAACUCUUUUUUUUUCUUUUUUUUUUGGUCAAGAAUGGCUGAAGAAGAAGUUCAAGUUCAUCAAGUUCAAGUUAAUCAACAACAACAAAGGGUAGUGAUGAUCCAAGAUGCAUCAAGAGAGGUUAAUUUAGAAGCAAUUAUGAUGGCCACCAAAAAGUUCUCUCUCAAAUCCGGAGAUCAUCUCACAAUUGUUCCAAUUCUUGAUUGGUUCAGUAGUCCUAUGGGUUACAUGAUGAGAGUUGAUUCCAAUUACUUCAUUUCAACCAACAAGAAAGUUAUUGAGGAACAUAGCAAGAGAUGGUUAGAUCUUCGUAACUCGGAUCUCUUCGAUCACUUCAAAAAGAAUGAGAUAAAAUUCAAAGUAGAAGUGGUUGCUGGGCCUGCCACAGAAAUUGCUUAUAAUGCUGUUAAAGAAUUUCAGGCAACACGUUUGGUACUUGACAAACGUAUGCACAAAGAGAUAAAGCACAACCUUGACAAAUUCUCUUGUCGUCUCUAUAAGAUAAAAGGUAACAACUCUAUUGAAAGGUUGAAGCCUACAAAAUCAACAGAUAAUAAAAUAAUAGCAUUCAAAGUAAAUAGGGACUGA
Arachis stenosperma is the source of this 816-nucleotide messenger RNA. RefSeq lists its product as uncharacterized. Bases 262 to 816 code for a protein of 184 amino acids. The transcript has 4 exons. The record is from RefSeq and is a predicted model, not a curated record. Lineage: Eukaryota; Viridiplantae; Streptophyta; Magnoliopsida; Fabales; Fabaceae.